UUUGCACACCUGUUUCUCUUGCUUCGACCUCCGAAGCCCGCGCCUGUUGGGACGGGUUCCUUCAAUCAUAGACAUCUCAUCUAGAGACUUUUAAAUAUAAUAAACGAUGUCGCAUCUGGCACCAACUGCUAAAUGGGACGCAAGAUACAUUGGUCCCAUACCUCAUGACGCUACAUACUAUGCGAAGUGCAUGCUCGGUGGUGCUCUUGCAUGCGGUAUCACUCACGCCGCCCUCACACCUCUUGAUGUGGCCAAGUGUAACAUGCAGGUCAACCCUACGAAAUACAAGGGCGCCAUAUCUGGUCUUGCCACGAUCAUUCGUGAGGAAGGUCAGGCUGGUAUCUGGAAAGGCUUCGGUCCUACCCUUGUCGGUUACUCGUUGCAAGGCAUGUUCAAGUUCGGUCUCUAUGAAGUGUUCAAGGACCAGUACAUGAACUUGGCUGGCGAAGAGCUCACUAACAAAUACAAGCCCGCUAUCUGGCUCGUUGGUUCCGCAUCGGCAGAGGUCUUUGCUGAUAUCGCUCUCUGCCCUCUCGAGAUGACCAAGGUCAAGAUCCAAACUAGCCCUACUGGCACAUUUCCCACUGCAUUCGGUGCUGCCCUUGCAGAGAUGAGCAGGACAAAGAUCCCCUACACCAUGGCCAAGUUCUGCUGCUAUGAGAAGAUCCCCAAAGAGACGUAUUCGAAGACCACUCAGCUCGGUAUCACUUUUGCUUCUGGUUAUCUCGCUGGUGUUGUCUGCGCUGUUGUCUCCCACCCAGCUGACACCGUAGUCUCCCUCAUGGGCAAGCCUACCAACAAGGGCAAAAGUAUUGGUACUAUCGCAUCGGAAACUGGCCUAGUCACACUUGCAACCAAGGGUCUCGGUACCCGCGUAUUGAUGAUCGGUACUCUCACUGGCUUCCAAUGGUGGAUUUACGACACCUUCAAGGCAUCGAUGGGUCUAGGCACCACUGGUGGCAAGUAGACUGCGCACUUUUCUGCACUGGUAAAUAUUUACCCCUGGAAGUAUAUAGUUUUUAGUUUACCUGGUUUAUUCCCUUUUGCUAUCUUACCUAGUACACUCCACUAUUUUUUCGGCAUACAAUAGAUCACGAUUGUAUUACGACCAAUACCACUCCACUCUCCUCACAA
This is a messenger RNA of Suillus subalutaceus, 1134 nucleotides long. Its product is annotated as mitochondrial carrier protein. Gene Ontology annotation, biological process: mitochondrial phosphate ion transmembrane transport. Gene Ontology annotation, molecular function: phosphate transmembrane transporter activity. The coding region runs from base 107 to 967 and encodes 286 amino acids. The transcript is spliced from 7 exons. The record is from RefSeq and is a predicted model, not a curated record. Gene Ontology annotation, cellular component: mitochondrial inner membrane. Lineage: Eukaryota; Fungi; Basidiomycota; Agaricomycetes; Boletales; Suillaceae.